Trichoderma harzianum CBS 226.95 is the source of this 1890-nucleotide messenger RNA. RefSeq lists its product as hypothetical. The transcript is spliced from 5 exons. NCBI's taxonomy places the organism in Eukaryota, Fungi, Ascomycota, Sordariomycetes, Hypocreales, Hypocreaceae. The record is from RefSeq and is a predicted model, not a curated record. The coding region runs from base 1 to 1890 and encodes 629 amino acids.
AUGGACACAAAACAAGGAGAUCUGGUGCCAAUCUCAGAAGAAGAAGUUCUGGUGCUAAGCGCAUUGAAAGAGACAGGGUUGCCAUCUGAUUUCUUUUGGAGUGAUAAUUGGCUGCGUGUACUCUUGGGAAAGACAAAUGCAACUAUGGAGUUGAGAAGCAGAAUUGAACAGUUUCAGGAGAGUAUUCGAAUGCGAGAGUUUCCACAGUCUCUCAUUGAUAUAACAGCCUUUUGCAAUGAUAUGGACCGACAGAGUUGGCAUUCACAUGAUGCUACUAUCGAUGUGCUUUGGGACAAAUAUCUUGCAGAUGUGAAACAGUGCAACAAUCAACUAAACACUGAUGUAAUGGUAAAGCCAUCUGGCCCCUAUGGAGCAAUUUUAUAUACUCAAUGGCACUAUCCCACGUUCACGACCAAGAAGACCAACCUCUAUUGUGGCCAUGUCAUGGAUCCAAGUAAUCCCAGUUUGCUCCAACAAUUCCUAAAACUUGGAUGUCCACCGACUGUACUAUCAUCAGACAUGCUCCCAAUUAGAUCCGACUCAUGCAACCCUAGCUGGACAAAAAUCCACAACUGGGAUCAAAUCUCUCGGCUAAGUAAAGCAUUUAAUUAUGCCUUAAUGAGAAGAUCACCCAUUGUUUUACUUGUUGGUCAAGCCGCUUUCGACACAUUUGAUGAGUAUUUACGUCAAGACCAAAGCCUUCAUCUCACUAAGGUUCGAAUUUUUAUGCCUCGGACGCUCGGCAGACAACCCUUUUUCUAUGCAGUGUCGGAGAAAAAGUCAUCUGAGAUCCAGCAACUGGUCUUUUUCGUUCAACAUGGCAGCCACUUUGUAUAUGGGGCUUCUAUUAAGGCAGGACUCUACGCCGACUUGCGAACAGAUCACUUCACUAGGAUGGCACUUCCAAAUAACUCAUCUCUAGAGAGCAAAAGAAAGAGGUACAAAGAGCUGGGCUAUCCUGGCCUCGUUAAGGCCCGACAAAAGCGAGUUGAGAAUUGUGAGGAAAGGAAAGCUGAAAAGGCCCGACAAAAUCAAGUUGAGAAUUGUGAGGAAAGGAAAGCUGAAAAGGCCCGACAAAAGCAAGUUAAGCUGGAAAGGAAAGCUGAAGAGGACCGACAAAUUGAGCUGGACCGACAAUGGAUAGCUGAGCUGGACCGACAAAAGCAAGCCGGGCUGGGUCCAAAGGCGCUAGCCGCGCUGAAUUUCGUCAAGGCCCGGAAAAAGCAAGAUGAGCUGGACAACCACAAUCUCCUCAAGGCCGGCGCAACCUUUCAGAUAAUAGCUACUCGUUCCAGGGACCUGGCACGUCUUUAUACCCUCUUCUUGUCCUAUGAGAUACAGCAUUUGCUUUCGAAGCCUGCGAGCUUUUACGUCGAGGAUAAUGUCAAGGCCAUAUUUCUGCACUAUAGAGAUUUUCAUCACUGGUCAUUAAAAUGGGAUGAUUUGUCUAGAUGGGUAAAGGUUUCUUACAUAAAGAGAAUCCAGAAUACCUAUCGCGAAUUCCAGGACUUCCAAGCUUUAACAGCAAAAUUCGAACAGCUGAAGACAAAACCUCGAUACAAUGUUCUUAAUAAAUACGCACUCUGGUCCGAUAGGGAUCACGAUUUGGAUCAGCUUUGCAAAACCGACAAUAUCGGCUGGGAACCUCAUCCAGCGGUAACGAUUUUCUGGCCUGGUUCUUUGAAACGCCUGAGGGAACAGUCGAAGACGGGUUCAAACACGAGCCGAUUAGCCAGUAACUCUUCAGAUGCCGGCUGCAAGCGAAAUAGAGAGUCCAGCGACAACGCAGCAGAAACAACACAGGCACAUGCUGCUGCAUUACCUCAGCCGCCGGCAAAACGCACCAAGAUCGCGAUAUCCGAUUUAAUCCAUCCAAUUGACCUCUCUUAA